Funneliformis mosseae is the source of this 270-nucleotide messenger RNA. NCBI's taxonomy places the organism in Eukaryota, Fungi, Glomeromycota, Glomeromycetes, Glomerales, Glomeraceae. The record is from the annotation of a GenBank genome assembly.
AUGCCGGCUACCAUGCAUUAUGACCAUUUUGGUAACAUUAUCAUUUAUGGUGCAUCUGGUAGCGGAUUUCGAGUAUUUAGUGCUGGCACGAAUAGCAGCAGUGCGAGGAAGUAUCUUAUUGCAAGAUAUAUUCCAAUAAAAUUUGUCUGUGUAGAAGCAGGAAAGUAUUCUCCUGCCAAGUUAUGCAAACUUUCUCGUUCUUCCAUUUUUCCCACUUCUACAAUCAUUCUUGGCUGCAAUAACGCAAGCCUAUAUGGCGGAACUCUUUAG